Myxocyprinus asiaticus (Chinese sucker) is the source of this 4719-nucleotide messenger RNA. RefSeq names its product U4/U6 small nuclear ribonucleoprotein Prp3-like. Gene Ontology annotation, biological process: mRNA splicing, via spliceosome. Gene Ontology annotation, cellular component: U4/U6 x U5 tri-snRNP complex. Lineage: Eukaryota; Metazoa; Chordata; Actinopteri; Cypriniformes; Catostomidae. The record is from RefSeq and is a predicted model, not a curated record. The coding region runs from base 205 to 2310 and encodes 701 amino acids. The transcript has 17 exons.
GCCAUAAGGAAAACGUUGAGCGAACACCGUACGAGCAGAAAAGUCCAGAAAACAUUUCAGAACAUUUUCUUCCCGUAUUUAAAUAUUGAGCGGCUAAUUUUUCCUCAUCGUCAUUUGCUGUAACGGAAGAAAAAACACGAGAGUCGGAUAAUAGCGGAGAAAGUUUGCAGUUCGCUGCAAAACAGCUGAAGAAAGUGAGGGAGCAUGUCUCUGCCCAAGAGAGAGGUGGAUGAGCUGAGGCCAUGGGUGGAGCGCACAGUAAAGAAGGUCCUUGGCUUUUCUGAACCCACAGUGGUAACUGCUGCAUUACACUGUGUGGGAAAAGGCCUGGACAAGAGAAAAACCACGGACCAGCUUAGGCCAUUUCUUGAUGAUUCGGCAAGCAGCUUUGUGGAGCGUCUGUUUGAGGCUCUGGAGGAGAGCAGAAACUCUCGAGGCAGUAAAGGAGCAGGAGAGAAGAACCGCAAAAGAGAACUGAGGGAUGUGUUUGGAGAUGAGGUGGAAGGAGUGAAGGAAAGAGAGAGUGUUGAAUCAGCUGUAAAGAAGAAGAGAGCUCCUCGCUUUGAGGAGGUGGAGGAACCAGCUGUUAUACCUGCACCCCCUACAGAGAGCCCUGGCAUGCUCACCAAGAUGCAGAUCAAGCAGAUGAUGGAAGCAGCCACACGGCAGAUUGAGGAGAGGAAGAAACAGUUGAGUUUUGUGGCUCCAGCUCCCAUUGUACAGCCUAGACUUCCGGUGACUUCCCCUCAGACAGACCCCAGUUCUACACGUCCUGUCCCAUCGGUGGGAUCAACCCAGUCUAUCGCACCCUCCCAGGCAGCUAACUUCAUGAAUGACGCUAUAGAGAAGGCCCGGAAGGCAGCUGAGCUACAGGCCAAGAUCCAGUCCACGCUAUCCAUAAAACCAGGGAUUCUAGGUGCUUUGAACAACACGGGGCCACAUAACCUGGUGGCCUUGGCCAACCUACACGCCAUGGGCAUUGCACCACCUAAAGUGGAGCCUCGUGAGAUUACAAAACCAACGCCCCUCAUUUUAGAUGAGCUUGGACGAACUGUUGACGCCAGUGGCAAAGAAAUUGAGCUCACACAUCGUAUGCCCACCCUAAAAGCAAACAUCAGAGCAGUUAAGAGGGAGCAAUUUCGACAGCAGUUAAAGGAAAAGCCAAGCGAUGAUCUGGAAUCCACAUCUUAUUUUGACCCACGUGUACCCCUCGCUCCGGCACAAAGAGUCAAAAAAGGUUUCAGAUUCUAUGAACAGGGCCGCUUUGAGAAGAUCGCUCAACGCAUACGCACCAAGUCUCAGCUGGAGAAGCUACAGAUGGAGAUCGCUCAGGCUGCUAAGAAGACAGGCAUUCAGGCCUCCACUAAACUGGCUCUUAUUGCCCCUAAGAAGGAGUUAGGAGAGGGGGAGAUUCCUCAUAUAGAGUGGUGGGACUCCUAUAUCCUGCCGUCCAACAUAGAGCUAUCUGCAAAUACAAAUUUGGAUGGGAUUGAGAUGCAUGGAGUCACUAACCUGGUUGAGCACCCCAUUCAGAUGGCCCCUCCAGUGGAUGCAGAUAUGCCGGUGACCCUGGGUGUAUAUUUGACCAAGAAGGAACAGAAGAAGUUGAGGAGACAGACUCGCAGGGAAGGCCAGAAAGAACUCCAGGAGAAGGUCCGAUUGGGCCUCAUGCCUCCACCUGAACCCAAAGUACGUAUCUCUAAUCUGAUGAGGGUUUUGGGGACGGAGGCUGUGCAGGACCCCACUAAAGUAGAGGCUCAUGUUAGAGCACAAAUGGCCAAGAGACAGAAGGCACACGAGGAGGCGAACGCAGCACGUAAACUCACAGCAGAACAAAGGAAAGAGAAGAAGGUCAAGAAACUCAAGGAGGAUUUAAGUCACGGGGUUCACAUCGCUGUUUACAGGAUCCGAAAUCUGCAUAACCCAGCCAAGAAAUUUAAGGUGGAGGCCAACGCAAACCAGUUGUACCUUACCGGUACAGUGGUGCUACACAAAGAUGUCAACAUCGUAGUAGUGGAGGGAGGACCCAAAGCACAGAAGAAGUUUAAACGGCUGAUGCUGAAUAGGAUCAAAUGGGAUGAGCAAAAUUCAAAGAGAGAUGAGCCUGAAGGGUCCGAUGAUGAUUCCAGGAAGAAUAAUAAAUGCACCUUGGUUUGGGAGGGCACAGCCAAGGAACGUAGCUAUGGAGAGGUUAAGUUUAAGCAGUGUCCCACAGAGAACAUGGCUCGGGAACAUUUUAAGAAGCAUGGCACCGAGCACUACUGGGACUUAGCUCUGAGUCAAAGCGUGCUGGAGACAACCGAUGAUUGAGACAUGAACUGAACGGAGCAGAAACUGAAUAAGCACGAAAACUCAGUGGAGUCUGUGCCAUGUGCACAACUAUUUUUUUGUUUUUGAGAGAAGUGGAAUUGACUGACAGUGAGAAACGUGUAAAUAUAGCUCGAGUGUGAGAGAUUGUUGUUGAGUGUGUUUUGCGUGCCUGUCGUACAGGUGUGAAACAAUGCAAAGCUUAAGAACAAGAGUUGUGUGAUUAAGUUGUUACUCUGCUUAUACUGAAGAACCAAUGUUGGCAGAUUGAACAAAGACUUUAUUGGAUGUAAAGUUUUUGUAUCUCCUGUAACGGUCUCUUUUAAUCAGCUGUCUGUGAUCCUGUUCUAUGGCUUCCACCUUGGAUCUACCUUGUUUGAGCACUGCAUCACUUGCUCGCAAUGUCUUGAUGCAGUCUUUUAAGUAAGCAAGAAAGCCUCACUUCUGUAAUGAGCAGUUUGACACUGUGUAGUUUAUUACUCAAUGAGCAGACGUGUUUCAGUGCACAACGUAAAGUAUUGGUUUCUGUAUAACACACAAGGGUUGUUUUUAAAGUGUUGCUAUGCUUUUACAAAAAAGGAGGAUUUUUGUUUACAUUUUGGUUCGCAUAUACCAAUAUCCAGUAGUGAGAGAGAACCUGGCUUGCUAAAUCUGUUUCUCACAUUGUGUUCUUUUGUUCCCUAUUGUUUUUCCCAUUUGUUUUCUUUUGACAAGGACUCAAAUGCAGAUCUCAGCUGUACAUAAACUGCAACUAACCGAAUGCUGGUGAUUAAAAACCAAGUUUGUUUCUUUUAAAAUGUUAAAGUCUUUGUUUACUAAGAGCAAGAUUAAAUACACAUGUUGUGUGACCAGUAUGAUUUAUGAGAUAGGGUAACCAUUGCAAGUGUCUGACAUGUACUGGUCAUUGAAGUUGCCAGUUUAGGACCAGUGAGGAGUCUGUUUCUCAAACUAGAGACUCUGGUGUACUUGUCCUCUUGUUGUUGUGCACCUGGGCCGUCAACUUCUCUGUCCUUGCUAUAUCCAGUUUGAUUUCUUCUUUCAAGACAGUAUAAGUGCAUGGAAUAGCCUUCAUCUCUCAAAAAAUAAUAGACUGAUGAAAUUCAGGAGAAAUGUGUUUCUUUUUGACCAUUUUUAUAACCAAAAAUUGACUUGCAAGUGUAAAGUGGCUUUUAAGAGCUUGAAAGUACUCAAUACCUGGAAAAAGACAUGGUAUUGCAAUUUCCACAGCCAUUUUCAGUGUCUGAGUACCAAGUUAGCAUAUUAGAAUAAUUUCUUAAUGUGAUAAUUCACCCCAAAAAUUAAAUCUGUUAAAAUUCUCCCUCAUGUCACUCCAAACCUGUAUGCAUUUAUUUCUUCUGUGGAGCACAAAAGAAGAUAUUGCGAAAAAUGUUUAUUUUGUCCAUGAAAGUCAAAACGGUCCAUUUACUGUUGGGGCCCCAUUGACUCAUUCAACAGUUGACACAUUCUUCAAAAUAUCUUUUGUGUUAUGCAAAAUUAAAAAAUGCAUACAGGUUUGGAUUGAAAUGAGGGUGAGUAAAUGAUGACAGAAUUUUCCAUUUUAGGUGAACUAUCCAUUUAAAAAUUUCUUAAUGACACAUAUUUUUUCUUUAUAGACUGAUGUAAUGGCUGCUGAAAAUGGGGCUUUAACAUCAUGGGUCAUUUUUUUUAAUUUUUUUUUUUUAAAUAAAUAAAAAUAUAAUACACUCAUUCCAAGCAGUAAUAGUAAUUUGCAACAGUACUGAUGUUGCUGCAUUCUACGUCAAAUGUAAAUCAAGUCAAUCACUGAAACAUCAGCACCACCUUGAGUAAGAAAGAGCAUGUAUAAUAUGUAUGUGUACACGCAUAUGGGAUACUGAUAAUUCACCACUUACAGACAAUCUGUGAUAUUGUAGUCAUUUGUAUGAAUAUAGUACUCAUUUUUCUUGUAAUAAAGACAUAUAUAUCCUUUGAUAGUAAACUUCUAUAGAUACGUAAUAACUAAAAUGAUUUAUGGAAGCGCAAAAAAGCGACAUUAUUACAUAUCUCGGGUCUUUACUUUGGUGAUUAAGCAGUUAUAAAAAUGAAUGUGAUGAAACAUGUCAAAAACAUCUUCAGGUUUCAACCUAAAAUCAAAAGAAAGAAAGAAAAUAUUUUGCAUAAAGAAAAUUAAGGUUGUUUAUUUAUUUUGCAUUGUAAGAUUGUUUUCAUGAGAUGUAAGCACACCCACCCAACACCACAACUGUAAUAAAAGAAAGAAAAAAAAAAUCUCAUUACUGUGAAAUGUAAAAAAAAAAAAUAUAUUACAUUUUCAUAAUAUCACGUUUAUAAUACUACCUUCAGUUUAUGCUGAUUAAAAUAAUUGUAUUACUGUAUACUUAUUACUAUAUAUGUAGCUUACUAUAUAUAAUAAACGGUCAGUUUGGUUUUUCAUAA